GACGGCGACGGCUGCGAAGAGGAUAAGCAAAGCAGCAAGAGUGAGCUGCUGCUGCUCAGCUCGGCGAUGAGAUGAUGCCACCACCAGUUCAAACCCUACGCCUCCUCCUCCUCACCCCUUUCCCGCCACCUCCUCGCCUCCGCUUCCACCGCCUUACGGCCACAGGGAGGUCCGACAAUGCCGCCGCGGCGUCCGGCACCACGGCGAGGGAGCGCCGCCUCGCCAAGGUGCGGGAGGAGCGCCGCCGCCGUCAGCACGAGCUCGACAACACCUAUCCCGGCUGGGCAAGGGUUCUGGAGAAUGCCUGCAGGGACGACGACGAACUCCGCGCCAUUCUCGGUGAUAGCAUCGGGAACCCAGAGCUCAUGAAGCAAAGGAUCCAAGAAAGGGUACGCAAGAAAGGCAGGGCACAAUUCAACAAAUCCAAGACAGGGUCUAUUGUUGCAUUCAAAGUCAGCUUUCGAGACUUCAACCCACUAAAUUCAUUCAUUUGGUUUGAACUCUUUGGAGAACCAACGGAUCGAGAUGUUGAUCUGCUUGGCGGUGUGAUUCAGGCUUGGUAUGUCAUGGGGAGAUUAGGAGCUUACAACUCUUCAAAUUUGCAGCUGGCCAAUUCAAUGCUGGACUAUGACCCUUCAUAUGAUUCUGAUCAAGCUUCUGGUGUGAUGCCUUCAUCUUUCCAUGAUAUCAGUGAUGUCGAAUUCCAAGACAAUUGGGGCAGAGUUUGGGUGGAUCUUGGAACAUCGGAUUAUCUUGGAUUGGAUGUAUUACUCAACUGUCUUACACAAUUAAGCUCAGAGCACUUGGGCAUCAAACAAGUGGUAUUUGGUGGCAAAAAAAUGGGCGACUGGGAAGAGGGGAUGAAGAACUCUGAUUACGGAUACAGGCAUUUCAAGAUAUAGCUGUACCGAGGAGUGAUAUGCAAUGGUCAUGUGAGGGAGGCCUUCAUAUGUACUCCAGGCCUCUGGGGAUUCUCCGGCCUAUAGUGGCAAGACUUUUCACUUGAAGCAGAGAAAUUUUUUGGACGACUGACCAAGAUUAGUGUGCCUAGAUUGAUCUUGUGCUCGUGUGUGUAAAUAAUUUUAAUUUUCCUCUAGGUUGUAUUAGAACUGAAUCCAACAAUCCAGUAAAAUGUAUUGUAGCAAUUAUAUCAAACAGUUACAAAAUCAUGAGCAA
Messenger RNA from Oryza sativa Japonica Group (Japanese rice), 1176 nucleotides. RefSeq lists its product as uncharacterized. Lineage: Eukaryota; Viridiplantae; Streptophyta; Magnoliopsida; Poales; Poaceae. The record is from RefSeq and is a predicted model, not a curated record.